UACAUAAUUUGCCCAAAUAAUUUAUUUGGGCAAAUUAUUCUUCUUUCUUUUGUUUACUGUUUUUCUGUGAAAUUUAUUUUCUUUGUAAUGGCUUCUACUCCGAGAUUAACUGAAGGUGCUCUUGGAACAAUCCUUUCUGGGGGUUUUGUUGAACGUCCAAUCGUCCAAAUUUUGGCUCAAAAAAAUGUCUCCGCUGAUAGUGUUCAAAGGUAUCGUUUCUUACUCUCUGAUGGUAAAUUUUCUUACCAAUGGUUGUGCUAUGGCUCAAAGAAAAGAACGACAAAAAUAAGGCAAACUUUUUGUCAAAUUCUAGUGAACACAUCUUAUGUUUGUAAUCCAGCCGCUGGAGGAAGCAACAAAAAGAUUCUGCUCAUCUCUAAGCCUGAAGUAAUUACUCCUGGGGCUAAUAUCGGACGGAAGAUUGGUAAUCCACCACCUUUUGAAGGUUCUUCUAUAGCCAAUGAUUCCCUUUCAUCCACAUUUGCAAAUGGUGUCUCAAGUACCUCAGGGGGGUCAACAAAUGGUGGUUACAAUGGAUUUAGAUCUGGAGCUAAAGCUUUCAGUAGUGUUCCCAAUCAAGCUGAUAUAAGCAUGAGUGAUACCUCUAUUAGAGAAGAGGCUAUUUUCCCAAUUAAUCAGAUCACUCCUUACCAGAAUAAAUGGGCUAUUCGAGGUCGUGUUACCAAUAAAGGAACUCUCAAAAGUUGGAAUAACGCAAAGGGUGAAAAUACUUUGUUCUCAUUUAAUUUACAAGAUGGAUCAGGGGAGAUUCGAAUUACAGCCUUUCGUACCGAGUGUGAUAAAUACAUGAAUGGACUGUACUUUGAUAUGAUUCAAGUCGGAAAAAUCUACACUUUAGCCAAGGCUUCUGUUAAACCUGCCAACAAAAAAUGGUCUGAUGUUGACCAUGAGUAUGAGUUGACUCUUCAAUCAGACUCAAUUAUUAUCCCUUCAGAUGAUGGUACCAGUUGUCCUCAAAUUAAUUUUCAUUUCUCCUUACUCUUUGAUUUAUGAGGAGACACUUUCGAUAUCUCUUCUACAUAUCAGUCGAGUUGUCUUCCCCGGAGCCCUCUGUUUCUUGGUCCUUUGGGUGAUGAGGGUCAUCAUUAGGUGGGGAAGCCAUUUUUUUCGAAGAGAAAGAGAAAAGCAAUUGAUUGAUCAGAUUUGUGAUACUUUUGACUUUUCUCGUAAUUAGUAUUGGAUUGCAUCUACAAUCGUUAAUUAAUAAUCUCUGAAUUACAAUCAUAUUCAACUGAAUCGAUUUAGUUUGUUCUGAAUUUCUUUUCUUCUUUGAUUCUUUUUUCAGUUUGCAACUUGAAUAAUUUGAAUACAGUAAACAACCAGACAAU
Panonychus citri (citrus red mite) is the source of this 1349-nucleotide messenger RNA. RefSeq names its product replication protein A 70 kDa DNA-binding subunit-like. Gene Ontology annotation, cellular component: nucleus. Gene Ontology annotation, biological process: DNA replication. The record is from RefSeq and is a predicted model, not a curated record. Gene Ontology annotation, molecular function: DNA binding. The transcript is spliced from 3 exons. The coding region runs from base 88 to 1014 and encodes 308 amino acids. NCBI's taxonomy places the organism in Eukaryota, Metazoa, Arthropoda, Arachnida, Trombidiformes, Tetranychidae.